AUGGAAAAUAAAAGUAAUAGAAGAAAAAAUGUGGGUUCCAUGUUAUAUGAUUAUUACAAUAUAGAGACGAGAAAUAAAGUUGAUGAGUUUGAAGAAUGUAGUGAUAAUAAUAUGAAGAAUAUAAAUAAUAUAAAUAAUAUAAAUAGUAUAAAUAAUAUAAAUAGUAUAAAUAACAUAAAUAAGAUAAGCAUUGUGAAUAAUUCAAUUGAUGAUAAUAAUUUAUUUUUUAAUAAGACGGAUGAGAAGAAUGAAAAUUUAAAAGAAAAGAGUACUAUAUUAAAAAGGAGUGAUAAUGAUAAUAUUAAUUUACGAAGUGAUAUAAAUUAUAAGAAUAUAAAUAAUGAUAUAAAAGAGAGUAAUGAAAAAAAUGAAAUGAAUAAAAUAAAUUGUAUGAACGAAUUUGAUAUGGAUUGUUCUAAUUUUAAUGUAAAUGAUUAUUUUAAAGAAUUAUUAGAAAAAUCUAGUAUGUAUGAUUUAAUAAAUAAAUCAAGAAAGAUAGAUAAAGAAAUAAAACAAAAUGAUAGUUGUAUGCAAACAUUAAUUUAUGAGAAUUAUAAUAAAUUUAUUAAUGCAGCUGAUGCUUUAGUUUUAUUAAAAGAAAAGUUUAAAUGUGUGAAAAAUAAAAUGAAUGAAAUUAAUAAUGAUUUAGAAUAUAUAGAUAAACAAUCUAGUUUUCUAAAUAAUGAUGUUUUUAAAAAUUAUGAAAAGAUACAAAAUUUAAUUGAAAUAAAAAAGUUAUUAAAUGAUAUAAAUGAAAUAAUGAAGAUACCAGAAUAUAUGUAUUCUUAUAUAUUACAAAAAAAAUAUAUUAAAUCAUUGAAAAUGUUUAUUAAGGUUAUUCCUUUUUUUCAUAAGAAUAAAGACCUUGUUAUAUUUCAAAAUUUAUAUUUAGACUGUAAUAAUUUAGCAAGCAUUGCAUGUCACUUUUUUUUGAAAAAGCUAAAUAAAGAAAAAAAUGUAAGAAAAUUACCUAUGCGGAUUAAUCAAAGUGAUACUACUAAGGGUGAUAAUAAAAGUGAUACUAUUAAGGAUGAUAAUAAAGGUGACAUUAAAUAUGAUAAUAUAUGUAUAAAUCAUUUAACUCAUAAUAAAAAUUACGAUGACAAAAGUGCUGAAUGCUUUUAUUUUUUUGAUAAUAAAGAUUUAGAGGAAUCAUUUAAAUCUUUACACUCCUAUGUGUUGUCAAGCGAAGAAGUUGCUGAGUGUUUGAAUUUAGUUUUAUCAUAUGGUAUGGACAGAAAAGAAAUAAAAAAGUUAUAUUUGAAGAAUAGAAUAAAUUGUUUAAAAUAUAUAAUGUAUCAUAUAUUUAAUUUAAAGAACCAUGGAUUUUUUGUUAUGAAAGUAGACGAUUUGAAGAGUUCUUUCUUUGAUCCUAACUAUGAAGAGAUUAGUAUUGAUAAAGAAAAUAAAAAGAAUGGUCCUAAAAAAAAUGAAGAUAAUAAGAAUAAUGAUAAUAAAGAAUAUAUUUUUUUUAACAAUAUAUUUGAAAAUAUAUUUAUAUUGUCUUAUAAGCAUUUGUUAUAUUUUUUUUUUAGUUUCUUAGAAAAUUAUGAAAAAAUAUUUAUGAAAAAAAAUAAUUUUCUGAAUAAUAACAAUGAAAAUAAAGGUUAUUCUAAAUCGUUUUUUUAUGACGAAAGAGAAUAUAAUGAUGAUAAAAAUUUACAUAAUAAUAUUGAAUAUUUAAGAUAUCUAAUUAAUAAUUUGGAUGAAUCUGUUCGUUAUAAAAAUGGGAAGAAACGAUGUGAAGAUUUUUUUAUGUCAUAUGAUAAUAUUAAUAAUGAUGAUAAUAUUAAUAAUAUUUAUCAUGACAAAUAUAGUUACCUUCAUAAUUCUUUCGAUUUAAAUAAGAAAUUAUUAUUAAGUGAUUUAUUCAAUAUAGAUGAUGAUAAAAAAAUUAUUGAAGUUUUAUUAGAUAUAUUUUUUAAAGUAUUAUGUAAAAUAACUAUAGAUUAUAUAUAUAUGUUUAAUCCCCCCAUAAAAUUGAUAGUAAAAUUAUUAAAAAUUUUUAUAGAUAAUAUAAAUAUUCAUAAUAAUAAAAUAUAUUAUAAAGAUAAAAUAUUAUAUUAUAUGAAUAGAUUUAUUAAGAAAAUAUAUUAUGUAUUAUUAAAAUUAUAUUUUUAUAAUUUAUGUUUUCAUAUUAAUAUAUAUAUAUAUACAUAUUUUCAAACAUGUAAUAAAAAAAAGUUAAUAGAUAUUUUAGAAAGUAGAAAUGAAUUAGCUCAUUAUAUCAUCUUAAAAUUAUGUUUAACUGUUAUGGACUUUGAACCUUUUUAUGUUCAAAUAAAAUUAGACAAUAAUUUUUAUGUGAAGCACUUUUUUAAUUUUGUAAUUAUAUAUUUAGAAUCUUUAUCAAAACAUAUUGAUUCUUUUAUAUAUUAUUUUGUGUGUGUGCAUGAGAAGGGGAGUAUAUUAAAACAUAUUAAAGAUGAAGAAAAAAAGGAAAAUAAUAAGUGUGACAAUAUUAGUAAUCCUGAUGGUAAUAAUAAUAAUAUUGAUAGUAAUAAUAUGGAUAGUCCUAAUAUUUGUCAUAACCAGUUCGAUAAGAAUCUUAGUAAGGAUUUGUUUUAUUUUACAUAUGAAUCUGCAGACAAUAUUAUUUAUGAAGAUAAAGAAAAUAUAUUUACACAUAAAAAUUUAUAUUAUAUACUCGAUGAAGAAAAUAGUAUUCAUUGUAAACAUACAAAGAAAAAGGAUGAGUCAUUUUUUGCAGAUUAUAAAAAAUUAAAGAAUUAUUUAUAUUCAUCAGUUUGUAUAGAUAAUAUUCACAUGCAACAUAUUUUAGUAAAUAUAAAGAAAUAUAUGAAGAUGGAAUAUACAAAAUUUUUGAAACACAUAACGGGUUCUUUAAAUUUUGCAAACAUAAAAAAGAUAAAGGAAACAUAUUUUUUAUUAUGUCUUGUAUGGGUAUUUCAUAAUAUUAAAAAGGACGGUGUUUCUAAAAUAUUUAAUGUUAUAACAGAUAUGUAUAAAGAAGCAAAUGAUUUAAUUAAUGGAUGUGAAAAGAUAGACAUGGGAUGUAGCUUGGAUUCUCUCCUUUAUAAGGAUAUAUAUCCAUUUAUUAAAGAAAAGGAAAUAGAAAAUAAAAAUAUAAAAAAAUUAAAAUUAAAUGAUGAUGAUAGUGAUAAUUAUGAUCAAAGUGUGGAAUAUACGAAUGAUGAUCAUAUAUUUAUUAAUAAAAGUAAUGAAGAGAGUGAAGAAAAAGAGAAAAAAGAUUUAACGUUUACAUAUAAUGAGAAGGAGAAGAAAAAUAAAUUAUAUGAUUUUCGUUUUGAUGAUAAUAAUAUAUGUGAUAAUUAUUCCCAUCAAGGGGAUACAACAAAUACAAUAAUAAAAAUGACAGAGGAUCAGCAAGAAAAAAAACAAAAUAAUAAUGAUGAGAAUAGAAAAAAGAAAUAUGUUAUAGGGAUAAGUAAUUUUGUUAAAUAUAAAUUCAAUGAAAAAUGUAACGAAUUAACAAAUGUAUUUAUUUCUUAUUAUAUUAAUAAAAUAUCUAAUCAUAUCAAAUCAUAUAUAGAAAAGGAUACAUAUGAAGAAGAUACUAAAAGCAAUAUUGUUAGUUACAAUUUUGUAUUUUGUAUGAAACGUAUAGAUAUGUUUUAUACGUAUUUAAAAUAUUUUAUAUAUCAGAAUAAAGUAUCAAGUGUAAUAAAUUUUGAAGAAGGACAGGAAAGAGAAUAUGCGUUUAGUGAUAUGUAUGAAAAAAUUGAAGAAGAGCUGGAAAAAUUAGGAAAGAAAUAUAUAAAGGAUAAAAAUGACAAUGUGGUUGAUAAAAAUGACAAUGUUAUUAAUAACAACGACAAUGUGGUUGAUACAAAUGACAGUGUGGUUGAUAAAAAUGACAAUAUGAUUGAUAAAAAUGACAAUGUUAUUAAUAACAACGACAAUGUGGUUGAUAAAAAUAAAAAUAUAAGUGGAAAGGAAUAUAUUAUAGAUGAUAAGAUACAUAAUGAGGAUAACAAAACAUCAAAUAUUGAUAGUAAAGAACAUAAUAUGGAGAAUAAUAACCUCAUUUUUGAUAUGAAUAAGGAUGAGAAAAAUUUAGAGAUGUAUAUGUAUAAAUUAUAUAUGUUAAAGAUGAAGAAUUAUAGAAAAAAACUCCCAUCAGAAAUUAAUAAAAUACUUCUUUUAAUUAUCAAAAUCUUGUUUAAAAAUUAUAUGGAAUAUAUAAGAAAGUGUCAUAUGAAUGCGAAAAAAUUAUACAAAAUGCAAAUCGACUUUUUCUUUUUUUAUCAUUGUUUAAAACAUUACAUACCUUGUGAUGAUGAAAAUGUAUUAUUUGUUAUCUUAAAUGAAGUGUUAAUAAAUGCAAAGGGUAGAAUUAGAGGAAUACAAAAUAAAAGAGAUGAGGAUGAUUGUGCAUCAUCUUAUCAAGGAUAUUUAUUAUUGGAUGAUAUUCAUGUUGAUUUGGAAGAAAAUAAAUUAUUUAUAUUGAAAAUGUUUAAAGAGUGA
Plasmodium adleri (nom. inval.) is the source of this 4449-nucleotide messenger RNA. Its product is annotated as vacuolar protein sorting-associated protein 51, putative. Gene Ontology annotation, cellular component: membrane; EARP complex; GARP complex. Bases 1 to 4449 code for a protein of 1482 amino acids. The transcript has a single exon. The record is from RefSeq and is a predicted model, not a curated record. Lineage: Eukaryota; Apicomplexa; Aconoidasida; Haemosporida; Plasmodiidae. Gene Ontology annotation, biological process: lysosomal transport; retrograde transport, endosome to Golgi; Golgi vesicle transport.